AUGCUUGAAAAUGAUGCAGAAGAUAGAGAAAAACUGGGAGAGAUGAAUUCGGAAGCGGGUGGGAUUAGAAUCAAUGGCAGCAAAGUAUCGACGGUGUCGGCCAACCUGACGGAGUGCGAUAGCUUAGCAAAUGCUUUUGAAGGCUGUCGCGGUGUCUUCCAUACCUCUUCUUUCAUCGAUCCUACUGGCCUCACUGGCUAUUCGAAAGCCAUGGCUGAGGUGGAAAAGAAUGUGAGUGAGAAUGUUAUGGAGGCAUGUGCAAGGACAUCCUCUGUAAGAUACUGUGUUUUUACCUCUUCCUUUUGGCCUGCAUAUGGCGUGACGGUACACGAGCCGAUCCCGCCAGUCGUCGACCAUGAUUGUUGGAGCGAUCAAUCGUUAUGCAUCGAUAAAAAACUAUGGUAUGCUUUGGGGAAGCUAAGGGCUGAGAAGGCAGCAUGGAGAAUUGCAAAAGAAAGAGGUUUAAAGUUAGUCACCAUUUGUUCUGCCUUGGUGACGGCUCCUGACCUCUGUAAUAUGAGGAAUUCAACUGCAACAAUUGCUUAUCUCAAAGGAGCACAAGAGAUGUACGAGCAAGGGAUAUUAGCGACCGUAAGCAUGCGAAGAUUAGCGGAGGCCCAUGUGAAUGUGUACGAGGCAAUGGGAGAAAACGAGGCACAUGGAAGGUACAUUUGUUUUGAUCAAAUAAUCAAAACACAGGCUGAGGCCGAGGCUUUGGCAAGGGAAAUAUGUGUGCCUGUGAGCAAAAUUUGCGAAUCCCAAGAAGCAUCAACAAGCACUUCCAGUAAGUUUCAGUUAUCAAACAAAAGGCUUUUCAAUCUCACUUCUUCAAGAGCUCCUACUCGCUGUUAUUCUCUGACGCAUUUCCCUAUUUAAGAAAAAGGUAGCAGCACAAAGUUGAGUACAGUAGUGGUAAAAAGCUGAAUAAUUACUGCUACUUAUCUAUCUAUGGGGUAGAUGGUUAAUUAUUGUACGACAGGUAUGAAAUAAAUAUUUAAAAAUUUAAAGAAAAAAUUUAUGAUGGUUCCUA
Messenger RNA from Cucurbita pepo subsp. pepo (vegetable marrow), 1030 nucleotides. NCBI's taxonomy places the organism in Eukaryota, Viridiplantae, Streptophyta, Magnoliopsida, Cucurbitales, Cucurbitaceae. The record is from RefSeq and is a predicted model, not a curated record.